AUGCGCAACUUUGGGAUCUUCUUCCUUUGGGCGCUGGCCGCCUGCACUCUAUGGAAUGGAUCCUUGGCGUCGAGCCUUCGGUCUGGCUAUAUAUUCCUACUUGACGAUAUGAGUCCCAAUCAGUCCGAUAGCAUUUGUCUCCCUGAACUACGAUCUCUGUUAAACGACGUUGUGCAGACCCAGAACCAAGGGAACGUCUGCGAUGCUGUCAACGAAAUCAAAUCGAAGCUGAAGGCACUGGACGUGAAAAGCCAACUUCAGGAGGUGCAUUUUAAGCUGGAAGGACAACUACAAGGAGUGGAAAAUAAGCUGGAAGGACGACUACAAGGUCUAGAAAAACAACUACAGGAGGGGCAAACCAAACUGGAGGCUAAACUGGGUGAAAAGCUCCUUGCGGUACAGGGAAAUAUUGAAAACCAACUUCAGGCGGUUCUAAAUCAACUGCAGUUAGUCCAGAACAAAAUAGAUGUACCCAAGGUCGUAGUCCCGGCUUUAUCCACGAUUAGUAUACCACCUGGAUUCGAGCUAAUCGGCAACAGAUAUUUUAGAAUUGUAAUUGAAGAAGAGAAUUGGGAGACUGCUGAGAGAAGGUGUCGUGAGAUGGGAGGUUACUUAGCCUCCUUUCAAAAUGAAGAAGAGUUUAACGCUAUUAGACUAAAACUAAUUAAUAGCAUAGGUAAUGGGAUGUUUUGGCUAGGCAUUAAUGAUCAAGAGAAUGAGGGACACUUUGUAUCUGUGGCCUCACAAAAGCCAGCACCAUUUUUAAAGUGGGAUGAGGAUGAACCAAACGACAAAGGUCAUGUGGAGAACUGCGUCUUUUUGGUUGGUGGCAGAAUGUGGGACGACGCCUGCAGUGGUAACUUAUAUUUUAUUUGCCAGGCGGACAAUGAAAUUUAG
Molecule: messenger RNA, 897 nt
Organism: Drosophila kikkawai
Lineage: Eukaryota; Metazoa; Arthropoda; Insecta; Diptera; Drosophilidae
Source: RefSeq, a predicted model, not a curated record